Perca fluviatilis (European perch) is the source of this 1661-nucleotide messenger RNA. Its product is annotated as putative E3 ubiquitin-protein ligase UBR7. The record is from RefSeq and is a predicted model, not a curated record. The coding region runs from base 471 to 1661 and encodes 396 amino acids. Lineage: Eukaryota; Metazoa; Chordata; Actinopteri; Perciformes; Percidae. Gene Ontology annotation, cellular component: cytoplasm. The transcript is spliced from 13 exons. Gene Ontology annotation, molecular function: zinc ion binding; ubiquitin protein ligase activity.
GAUAUGUCCUGUUGAACAACUGCAUGAAGAGUGUAAUUGAUGUUUAUAUACAUUUUUUAAAUGGGGUGUUGUUUAAGCAGUUGUUCGUUGAUAAUCAUGACUUUAACAGGAAUAUUUAUUUCCAUCAUCAAGGUGAAAGAUGCCGACCUCUCGGGACCCACAAUUCUUAACUCUGUCCCUGCACAUGAACCACCUCUUUGGGCUGUCUUUGGGUCGACAAUAUUUCUGACAGCCUUUAAAGGCAACCGGGAUGCGGUCAGAGAAGUUCAGUGUGUUCUCAGUGAGCACCCAUAGACAGUUAAAGAAAGUGAGCACCGUGGUGAGCAUCACUCUAGUAUAUUUUAUUUUCGGCGGGCGCCCUAACAGAGAAAACAUGUCACGGUGGCGCCAUCCAUAGCAGAAAGCUGGUGGCUGGAGGGAAGACAGGACACACCACCGAUUUUUAGACCUCUAUCUACCACCAGGACAGAAUGGCAGCAAAUAAAGAAGACUCUGACGAUAUUUUUGCCAACGAGGAGGAGCUCGAGAAGGCUUUGUGUGUGCUGGCUGGAAGCGACCCAGAAAACUGCUCUUAUUCUCGGGGCUAUGUGAAGAGACAGGCUGUGUUUGCUUGCAACACCUGCACUCCCAGUGCAGCAGAGCCUGCUGGGGUUUGUCUGGCCUGUGCCAAUAAAUGCCACGAUGGACAUGAUAUCUUUGAACUGUACACCAAAAGAAAUUUUCGCUGUGACUGUGGAAAUAGCAAGUUUGGGGAAUUCAAGUGCCAGCUAAUUCCUGCCAAAGAUGAGGAAAACGUUAGAAAUCACUACAGUCACAACUUCAAUGGCUGUUACUGCACGUGUGAUCGGCCGUAUCCAGAUACAGACGAUCAGUCCAACGAUGAGAUGAUUCAGUGUGUCAUCUGUGAGGAUUGGUUUCAUAGCAGGCAUCUGGGCUGCACUACAGUAGAACCUGAGGAGCUGCAAGAGAUGACAUGUGAGGCCUGCAUGAACAAGGUUCCUGUCUUGUGGACAUAUGCUGCUCACUUUGCAGUACCACCUGUGGUCAGUGAUCCUGAGGAAGAGGUAGAAGUCGAGGAAGGAGCAGAAAUGGAAGAAGCCCCUGAGUCUAGUAAAACUAGCGACGAGGAACCAUCCACCAGUGUUGAGCAUACAAAGCAGGAGAAAGCAGCAAGCAGGAGUUCCCCUUGCAAACGGACCCAUGAGGCAAUGACAGGCAGCCCUGCAAAGGCCAUGACCAAAACUGUUGUGUGCAGGCUGAAGGAGCUGCAGGCCAAGGGCCUGGAGAGGCCAAGACAUGGAGCGGUGUUCUGGCCUUACAGUUGGCGCUCCAAGCUCUGCACCUGCAUGAGCUGCAAGAGGAUCUAUGUGGCUGCCGAAGUGCAGUUUCUUAUGGAUCAGUCCGACACCAUUCUGGCCUACGAGAACAAAGGCUUGGAUGAGCCAUUUGGGCAGCACCCGCUGAUGGCACUGACAAGCUCAAUGGACCGUAUACAGCAGCUGGAGGUCAUUUACGGUUUCAACGAGCUGUCAACUUCGAUGACUGCAUUUUUAGAACAGUGUGUUGCUGAAGGAAAGACGGUCACAGUCGAAGCUGUACAUCAGUUCUUUGAGGAGCUGCGGGCUAGAAAAAGACGAAGGACCAACGCAGGAUACCAGUAA